AUGCUUUUUUCUACAGCUGCUGGAAAAUCAACAUUUGUGGAUAUUCUCAAACAAGCUGAUGAGGGAUGGGAAGUUGUUCCUGAGCCUGUAGCUAGAUGGUGCAACGUUCAACAAAACUCUGAAGAGGAUUGUGAGGAACUGACUACGUCACAGAAGAGUGGUGGAAAUGUGCUUCAGAUGAUGUAUGAGAAACCGGAGAGGUGGUCUUUCACUUUCCAGAUGUACGCGUGUCUCAGCAGGAUUCGGGCUCAGCUCAAAUCCAUUGAUGGCAAACUCAGAGAGGCAGAAAAUCCUGUGGUGUUCUUUGAGCGAUCUGUCUACAGUGAUAGAUAUAUCUUUGCAGCUAAUUUAUAUGAGUCUGACUGUAUGAAUGAAACUGAGUGGACUAUUUACCAAGACUGGCAUGACUGGAUGAAUAAGCAGUUUGGUCAAAGCCUAGCACUGGAUGGGAUUAUUUAUCUCAGAGCCACUCCUGAGGUAAGGAAUAAGAAUUUAUGACCGCAAAGAUAAUGA
Messenger RNA from Meleagris gallopavo (turkey), 513 nucleotides. Lineage: Eukaryota; Metazoa; Chordata; Aves; Galliformes; Phasianidae. The record is from RefSeq and is a predicted model, not a curated record.